CCUCCCCCUCCCCUUCCUCCUCCUCCUCCCGCCUCCCCUCCCCUCCCGGCCCCGUAGGCGCGGGCCCCGCGGCGGCAGAGGCAGAGAGAGGCCCCGGCCCCGGCCCCAGGCCCCCGGCGGCGGCUGCGAACGCGCUGCGCCCCCUCCCCGUCCCCCUCCCCCUUCCCUCUCCCCACCCCUACCCCGGCCCACCCGCCCGCCUCCACCGCGGCCCCUUCAUGGACAGGAACUACCCGAGCGCCGGCUUCGGGGACCCGCUCGGCGCCGGGGCGGGAUGGAGCUACGAGAGAUCCGCGAAAGCUAGCUUGGUUUAUGGGGGCUCCAGGACUUCCCACCCGGAGACGGACAUCUUACACCGCCAGGCUUAUGCAACCCCUCACCCGCUUCAGGGGUAUGCGACCAACCAUCACCCUGCAGGGCUCUCGGGCUUGUUCGACACGGGCCUCCACCAUGCCGGAUCGGCCGGCCCCGACGCCUCGGUCAUGAACCUGAUCUCUGCCCUGGAGUCCCGGGCCCCGCAGCCGGGCCCGUCCGCUUCCUCCCUCCUGUCUCAGUUCCGAAGUCCAUCCUGGCAGACAGCCAUGCACACGCCGGGCCCCACGGAGCUGUUCAUCUCGGGGGCCCUGCCCGGCUCCGGGACCUUCCCGUCCUCCUCGGCUCUGUCCGCCUACCAGCACCCGGCCUCGUUCGGGGGCCGCCCCUUCCCGGUGCCGUCGUCCCUCAGCCUCCAGGACCCGCCCUUCAGCCCGCCGGCCAACGGGCUCCUGUCGCCGCACGACGUCCUGCACCUGAAGCCUUCCCAGGCCCCGACCGUGCCGUCCUCGCUGGGCUUCGAGAGGCUGGCGGGGGGCGGCGUCCUGGGGCCCGCCAGCCUGGGGCCCGCUCAGACUCCUCCCUACCGCCCGGGGCCGCCUGAGCCCCCCCCUCCGCCCCGCCAUCUCCCCGCUCAGUUUAACCUCCUGGCCUCCUCCUCUUCGGAGCAGUCCUCCCCGCAGCUGUACAACUUCUCGGGGGCCGCCCCGCCGGGACCCCCGCCCGAGCGGGCCUUGCCCCGGCAAGACAGCGUCAUCAAGCACUACCAGAGGCCGGCCAGUGCCCAGCCCCCGCCCCCGCCGCCCCCGCCCCCGCCGGCCCACUCCCUGCAGCACUACCUGAGCUGCGGCGGCAGCUACCCGCCCCCGGCCAUGGGCCACCGGGCCAGCCUGGCCUGUAGCCCUCUCGGCGGGGAGCCUUCUCCCGGAGCCGGGGAGGCGACCAAGGGGGGCCAGGGGGCCGGCGCGGGGGGCACGGGAGCCGGGGGCCGGGCCGCGGGCCCCGAAGCCGGCCCCGGGACGGGGGGGCAGGGCGCCGGCGCGACAGGGGGAGGCUACCGCCCCAUCAUUCAGUCACCCGGUUACAAGGCAGCCAAGGGGGGUUACGGGGCGGGGGCGGGAACAGCUCGGCCCCCUCCGUCCCGAUCCACAGCCACACCUAAGUGCCAGAGCCUGGGGGGCGGGGGCUACGCCACGGGGACCGGGAAGCCCAGCGGGGCGGGCAGUGGCGGGGGCCAAGCUUACUCCCCGGGCCAGCCGCAGGGCCUCCUGGGUCCCCAGGCCUACAGCCAGGGCUUUGGCGCCAGCCAGGCCCAAGACCUGAGUAAGGGGCCCGGCUACUCGGCGGGGCCUCCCCAGGCUCAGCCCGGCGGGCCCCCCCAGCAGCCUCCUCCCAGCCUGACCACCUGCCAAAGCUACUCGCCCGACCAGCUCCAGAGCCUUCCGUACGGGGUGCAGAGCGAAGGCUACCCCGGGCCCGCCCCCCACUCCCAGGGCCUGCCCACAGCCAGCCCCUCCCUCAGCUACAGCACGGGCCACUCUCCGGCCCUCUCGGGCCACGGGGGCGCUUGGGGCCACACGCCAGCCUCCCUGGGCGGCGGCGGGGGCGGGGAGGCCAGCCCCUCCCACAUCAUUCGGCCCCUGCAGUCGCCGCCGGCCAGCGGGGGAGGGCGGCCCCCGGGGGUGGCCAGCCCCGGGGCCCCCGGCAAGUACCUGAGCUCCGUGUUGGCCUCUCCCACCUUCCUGGGCCCCCCCGGUGGGGCCGGGGGCUACCCGGGGGCGGGGGGAGCCGGGGGCUACAAGGGCAAAGCAGAUGGGGGGGAGCUGCUGGGGGGGCCGGGGGCCGGGGGGGCGGGGCAGCGCACGGAGGACGAGGAUUUCCUGAUCCAGCACUUGCUGCAGGCCCCCAGCCCGCCCCGGGGCUCGGGCCCCGACGGGCUGGUGGGCGAGUGCGAGGAGCCGAGGGGCGGCGAGGGCCCCGGCGGCGGGAGCGGUCCCAAGGCCGCGGCCGCCGCGUACGACCUGGCCAAGGAGGAGCAGCAGCGCUACCACCUGCAGAGCGUGAUCCGGACCAGCGCCAGCCUGGACGACGGGGCCACGCUGGAGCUGGGGCUGGGGCGGCUCAAGGACAAGAAGAAGGCCGCCAGCAGCGAGCGGGGCGGGGGCACGCCCGAGGGCCUGGCCACCUCCGUGGUCCACUACGGCGCGGGGGCCAAGGACCUGGGGGCCUACCUGCAGAAGACUCCGCCCCCGCCCGCCCCCGCCCCGCAGCCUCCCCCCCACCACAACCUGCUCCUGGAGGGGGCUCCCGAGCUCCCCCUGGUCCUGCCCCCGCCUCCGCCCCCGCCUCCCCCGCAGCUCCUGCCCUCGGUGCUGAGCCACGCGCCCAGCCCCCCCGCCCCGCCGCCCGCCCCUCCGCCCCGCAAGGUGGGCGUGCAUCUGCUGGAGCCCGCCCCCCGCGACACUGGACCUCUCCAACUCGAGGCGCAUCUGCGGGCCCCCCCGGGCCUCGAGGCCUCCCCCAGUCCCCGGCUUCGGGCGGAUGAGGGCCUGGAGGCCCCUGGGGCCAUGCAAGACCUACUGGGCGCCUUGGAGCCACUGCCCCCGCCCCCCGCCGAGGCGGGCGGCCCUCAGCCCGGGGAGGCGAAGGACCCCGCGGGGGCCUACCGAAGCCCCAGCCCGCAGGGGCCCAAGGCCCCGCGCUUCGUGCCCUUGACGUCCAUCUGCUUCCCCGAUUCGCUGCUGCAGGACGAGGAGCGGAGCUUCUUCCCCACCAUGGAGGAGAUGUUUGGCGGGGGCACCGGCGACGAUUACGCCAAGGCGGGCCCCCCGGAGGACGAGGCCGACCCUAAGGGUGGCGGCGGCGGAGCGGCCCCCGCGGGGCCCGCGGCCUACGAUCCUUAUGCCCCUUACUGCCCCGCCGGCCCCACGGGUGGGGGGCCCGAGCCCCCCGGGCUGGGCUUGGACCCGGGCAAGACGCCCGUCGAGCUGCCCUCCACGGUCAACGCCGAGCCCCUGGGCCUGAUCCAGGCCGGGCAGCACCAGCCGCCGCCCCCGCCCCCGCCCCCCCCGCCGCCGCCCCCGGAGCCCAAGGGUGGGCUCACCUCGCCCAUCUUCUGCUCUUCCAAGCCCAAGAAGCUGCUGAAGACCUCGUCCUUCCACCUGCUGCGGCGGCGGGACCCUCCCUUCCAGACGCCCAAGAAGCUCUACGCCCAGGAGUACGAGUUCGAGGCGGACGAGGACAAAGCCGACGUGCCGGCCGACAUCCGCCUCAACUCCCGCCGCCUGCCCGACCUGCUGCCGGACCUCGUGUCCAGCUGCCGCUCGCGCCCGGCCCUCUCGCCCCUGGGGGACAUCGACUUUUGCCCGCCGCCCCCCGGCCCCACGGGACCCCGGCGCCGCGGAAGGAAGCCCACUAAAGCCAAACGGGACGGCCCGCCCCGGCCCCGGGGACGGCCUCGCAUCCGGCCCCUGGCCGAACCUCCUCCGGGGCCCCCGCUGGGGCCCCACCUUCCCGGCGGCCAGGCCGACGGAGCCAGGAAGCCGCGGGGCCGGGGCCGGGGCCGGGGCCGGAAGGCGGAUGAGCCCAGCGGCGAGGGGCUGGAGCCCCUGAAGCCCCUCAAGAUCAAGCUGGCCGUGCCCAAAGCGGGGGAGGGCGGCGGCCCCGCGGCGGGGGAGCCGGCUUCCUCGGGCCCCAUGGACGGCGGCCUGGACUCCAGCCAGACCCGGGAGAAGAUCCAGGCCAAGAUCAAGGAGGUGGAGGAGAAGCAGCCGGAGAUGAAGUCGGGCUUUAUGGCCUCCUUUCUGGACUUCCUCAAGUCGGGCAAGCGGCAGCAGCUGCCCUCGGGCUCGGGGCCGCCCCCCAGCCCCUCCAAGGCGGGGCCCGGCCGGACUCUGGGGCCUCCCCCGGCGGUGGCGCCCCCGGCCCCGGCCCCGGCCUUCGGGCUCGGCGGGGCCCUGGAGGCGGCGGAGAGCGACGGCCUGGGGCUCGGCUGCCCCUCGCCCUGCAAGCGCCUGGACGAGGAGCUCAAGCGCAACCUGGAGACCCUGCCCUCUUUCUCGUCCGACGAGGAGGACUCGGUGGCCAAGAACCGCGACCUGCAGGAGAGCAUCUCCUCCGCCAUCUCGGCCCUGGACGAUCCGCCCGCCCCCAAAGACGCCGGGCCGGCCGCCACCCCCGCCGCGGCCUCCAGCCCCGAGGCCCCCAUCUUGGAAGAGAAGCCGCCCCCGUCACCUGCUCCGUCUUCUCCUCCCUCGCCCCCUUCCCCACCACCCUUGGUGCCCCCCGAGCCCACCUCCUCCCCACCCCCUCCGCCUCCUGCCAUCCCUCCCGUGCCGAUGGCACCGCUCCCUCCGCCAGAGGCGCCGGCCCCGGCCCCGGCCCCCUCCCCCGAGGAGCCAGAGCCCCCCGACGCUCGGCCCUUGCACUUAGCCAAGAAGCAGGAGACGGCGGCCGUGUGUGGGGAGACCGACGACGAGGCGGGGGAGAGCGGAGGCGAGGGCAUCUUCCGGGAGAGGGACGAGUUUGUCAUCCGCGCCGAGGACAUCCCGGCCCUCAAGCUGGCCCUGCAGACGGGCCGGGAGCCGCCCCCCAUCUGGAGGGUGCAGAAGGCCCUCCUCCAGAAGUUCACCCCCGAGAUCAAGGACGGACAGAGGCAGUUCUGUGCGACCAGCAACUACUUGGGCUAUUUUGGCGACGCCAAGAACCGCUACCAGCGUCUCUACGUGAAGUUUCUGGAGAACGUGAACAAGAAGGAUUACGUCCGGGUCUGCGCUCGGAAGCCGUGGCACCGUCCCCCGGUCCCCGUCAGGCGUCCGGGACAGCCGAAGGCCGCUCCGGUGCCAUCCGGGACGGCGGCCCCGGCGGGAGGGGCCUCCCUUCCCAAGCCCCCAGCUACUCCUUCAAAGCCAGAGCCCCCCGAGAAAGCCCCAGAGAAGGCUCCCGAGAAGCCCCCUGAGAAGCCCCCCGAGAAGCCCCCCGAAAAACCCCCCGAGAAAUCCCCGGAGCCAGCGCCAGAGAAAGCCCCUCCUCCGGCCCGUCCUCCCGACAAAGAGCGGGCCCUGCGGUCAGAGCGGGUCACUCGGGAGCGGGGUUCCCGGCCCGCCCAGCCCGCGGCCGAGGCCGCCCCGGCCAGGCCCCCGCGCCCUCCGAAGGCCCGUCCGGCCAAGGUGAAGGCCGAGCCCCCCCCGAAGAAGAGGAAGAAGUGGCUGAAGGAGGCGAGCGAGCGUUCGGCGGCGGCCAGAGGCAGCUCCUCCGAGUCCGAGUCCUCCCCCGGGCCCCCCAGUGAGGAUGAGCGGGCGGCCCCCGGGCGGCUGCUGAAGACGCGGGCCAUGAGGGAGAUGUACCGCAGCUACGUGGAGAUGCUGGUGAGCACGGCCCUGGACCCCGACAUGAUCCAGGCCUUGGAGGACACGCACGAUGAGCUGUACCUGCCCCCGAUGAGAAAGAUAGACGGAAUCCUCAAUGAGCACAAGAAAAAAGUUCUCAAGCGCCUUUCCCUGAGCCCAGCCCUGCAGGACGCCCUGCACACCUUCCCCCAGCUGCAGGUGGAGCGCGGCGGGGCCGGGGCCGGGGGAGCGGAGGGCGCCCCCGGGACGGGCUCCGGGGCCGUGCGGCUUCGGCCCGCCGGGGACCCGUACAACCGGAAGACCCUGAGCAAGCUGAAGAGGACCGUGGCCCGAGCCCAGGAAUUCAAGGUGGAGCUGGACAAGUCAAGCUUCUACACGCUCUAUCACGCUCUCCACCACUACAAAUACCACACCUUCCUCCGCUGCAGGGACCAGACGCUGGCUAUCGAGGGAGGCGCCGACGACCUGGGGCAGGAGGAGGUGGUGCAGCAGUGCAUGAGAAACCAGCCCUGGCUGGAGCAGCUGUUUGACUCCUUCAGCGACCUGCUGGCCCAGGCCCAGGCCCAGGCCCAAGGCCGCUGCGUGUGACCGGCCCUCUGCCGCCCACUGGCCCUGCUGGGUUGUAGCCCCUCCCUGCCCCCGCCCUUUCACUGUACAGAGAAAUUAUUUAUAUAUAUAUGUAUAAAUGUCUAUUUAGUCCCCUCCCUCCUUUGCCCUCCCCUCCUCUGCCCUCCCCCAUGUACAUAAUGUAUAGGCAAAGUCUAUGUCUGGGGGGGGCGGGCGCUGCUCCUUCCCGAGACCUUCCUCGAGGGCCGCCCCGUGGGGCCGUGGCGGGUGGGGCGGGAUCCAGCUUGUUAAUUAUUUGUAAUCUUAUUUAUUGUACAUAGUUGGGGAGGGCUGGGGGAGGGGCAGAGAGGGCUCGGGCUCCGGCCCCCCCUUUUCUACAGCGCCUCGGUCCCCGGCCGCCUCACUCCGGUCUGAGUGUCGUCUGAACGUGGUUCUCUUUUUGAUCAGUCUGUCCCCCCCUCGUCUCGCUGUCUCUCGGGCUUCUAUACGAUUCACUUGUAUACACUGUGUACACACAGAUCCAGCCGGGCUCCCAAUCAGCAACCACUUUAUUUGCA
This is a messenger RNA of Antechinus flavipes (yellow-footed antechinus), 6784 nucleotides long. RefSeq names its product proline rich 12 (gene PRR12). The record is from RefSeq and is a predicted model, not a curated record. Bases 219 to 6248 code for a protein of 2009 amino acids. NCBI's taxonomy places the organism in Eukaryota, Metazoa, Chordata, Mammalia, Dasyuromorphia, Dasyuridae. The transcript has 14 exons.